Messenger RNA from Tetrapisispora phaffii CBS 4417, 2634 nucleotides. RefSeq names its product Stb5p (gene STB5). The coding region runs from base 1 to 2634 and encodes 877 amino acids. The record is from RefSeq and is a predicted model, not a curated record. Lineage: Eukaryota; Fungi; Ascomycota; Saccharomycetes; Saccharomycetales; Saccharomycetaceae. Gene Ontology annotation, molecular function: zinc ion binding; sequence-specific DNA binding; DNA-binding transcription factor activity, RNA polymerase II-specific. The transcript has a single exon. Gene Ontology annotation, biological process: DNA-templated transcription; positive regulation of transcription by RNA polymerase II.
AUGGAUACCGGAACUUCCAAUGAUUCUAAUAGUGGUUCUAUGACAUCUAAUAAGGCCGACUUAAUGGUAAACCAAUCAUCUACUAUUACCCCAGAUAACGAAAUUGAUGAAAUUAAAAAUAUCAAGAAUUUAGAAAUGAAAUCUGUAGAAAACUCAACGGAUGACCACAUUAAUGAUAUUCCGAUAGAGUCCCCGACGGAUGUUAUGAAAUGUUAUGAAAAUAUUGAUUCGGAUAAUGCUGACUUAAAGGACACAAUUUCAUUUGGUGGGCAACAACUUCAAUCGUAUUCUUGUUCUAGAUGUAGGAGAUUGAAGAAAAAAUGUUUGAGACAAAUGCCAAAAUGUUCAAAUUGUGUUGCAUCUCAUUAUGCUUGUGAAUACAUAGGAAGAUUGCCAAGAAGAUCUAAGAAAGAGCUAAAAGCUGCAAUGCUGAGAGGUGAGUUUAAUCCUAAGAAAAAGAAAUUAACCAUAACGAAUGAUAAAAAAGAUCGGAAGAUGAUAAGGAAAAAUGACAAUAUGACAUUAUCAAAAAAUAAUAGUUCAUCUAAUUUACAGUCCGAUUCAACACCAUUUUCGGAUAUGCAUGCAAAUCAACCAGCAAACAAUAUGAACAAUCCAGAACAUUCAUAUACGCCAAAUUCAAUGUCUGAUAAUAUGCUUGAUACAAGUAUAAAGACUCUAUCUGGCACAAAUUUACAAAAUCAAAUGGAAGGUAUAUCUUCGUUGAUAUCUGCUUUAAAUUCCGAUUUUAUUCCAAAAAAUACAAGUUCUAGUAAUACAUUAAUGACAGCAGCUGGAAAUAUAGAAAAAGGGUUAUCAAAUAUUUUUUCAGUUGAAAAUAUGGAUAAUCUUAAUAAUGAUAACUCCAAUGUGAAAAAUAACACUUUUCUCUACGCCAACAGUGGGAAUACAAUUUCAAAAUUUUCAAAGGAUAAUCCAAAUUUGCCAUUAGAUCAGUUAUCUACCUUGCCAGUUCCAUCUUUUACAAAUUUAAUAUCGAAUAAUAAUGAUAAUAAUGGCUCAACUACGAAACUUACCAAUCCCCUCGUUCUAAAUUUUGGUACUCGAGCUGGAAGUGGUAUAAGAAAUCAACUAUCAAAUAAUAAAAUAAAUAACAAUAAAGCAUACAAUGAGAAAAUUUCAACAUUCAAUGUUGAAAUGAUAGAUUCAACACCAAUUACAGAUUCUGCUAUUCAAGUAGAGACCAUUUCAUCUGUAUUUCAAGGUGCAAAGGAUACACCUUGGGUAACGGAAGAUCACUCAUUCAGAGCAGUUGAUAGAUCAUUAUAUGAUAGAUUUAUUGCUGCAUAUUUUAACCAUAAUCAUAGAACUUUCCCGAUGAUAGAUAAAAUUGCCUUCUUAAACAGUGUUUCAACCAUUAGAGAUUUCACGCAAAUGGAUGGACAAUAUAGCGAAACAUUUAUAUUUAAAUUGAAUAUGAUCAUGGCUAUCGGUUGUACGACUUUACACAGAGCAGGAAUGCUAUCAAAAGAUCAAGAGUUAUUAAGUGAACAUUUUGCAUACUUAGCAAUGAAAAAAUUUUCCGCAGUGGUAAAGUUACAAAACAUUGACACAGUAAUUUGUUUAUUAUUACUUGGGGUUUAUUCGUUUUUUGAACCAAAAGGUGUUUCAUCUUGGACCAUAAGUGGUAUUAUUAUGAGGUUAGUGAUUGCGUUAGGGUUAAAUAGAUCAUUGACACAGACCAAGUUAAGGCAAAUGUCAGUUGCUGAUGUUGAAAUAAGGAAUAGAAUAUUCUGGAGCGCAUACUGUUAUGAACGUUUAGUUUCUACGUCAUUGGGUAAAAUGUCUGCCAUUUCAGAUGAUUCGAUUAAUGUACCUCCUCCUCGUGCUUUAAUUCAAGAGGAAGAAAGUGACAUCGAAGUAACAUUAAUGACAAUUACUUUGCGUAGAUUAAGUGGUCGUAUAUACAAUAAAAUACACUCAGUAGCUGCUGUUAAACACGAUUAUAGCCCUCAAGAAAAACUUCAACUAAUUGCCGACUUAAGAAAAGAAAUAGAUGACACCUAUACUGAACAACGUGCAAAAAUUCAACAAAAGAAAACUGCGAAUUAUUCUAUGGCUUACUUCAAUAGCGAGAUGAUAGGAGAUGAUCACGACAUGAUAUCAUUUAACAGUUCGGAUAUUUGGCUGGCGAUGAGAUACAGUCAAUUCCAAAUCAUGCUUUAUAGACCAUCUGCAUUAAUUCCUAAACCAUCAUUAGAAUCCUUAACUAUACUUGGCGAAUUUUGUUUAAAAGCAUUGAAGUUUACGUACAUACUUUACAAGAAGAAGAUGUUACCCCUUAAUUGGAUAACGUUAUUCAGAGCACUCUCUAUCUGUAAUACCAUGUUAUAUUGUUUAUGCCAAUGGAGCAUAGAUAUUACUGAGAGUAAGAAGGAAAUUCAACAAUGUGUUGAUAUCUUACAACAUUUUGGAGAAAAAUGGGUGUUUGCUAAAAACUGCGCUGAGGUUUUCCAAAAUAUCAGCAAUACAAUAAUUGAUAUCAGUUUAAGUAAUGGCCAAGUUCCUAACAUGGAUAAAUUAACUAGAGAAUUAUUUGGUGCAAGUGAUGAAUAUAAGGAUAUUUUAGAUGAAAAUAAUGUUGAUAUAGCAUGGAAUGACAGAUUUCCAUAA